UCAGACUAUGGAUUUAAGUAACCUCGAUAAGUUUACAGACUCUGUGCUUACUGUUGACUCUCCUGUUCCAAUCUGUACGCAAUCAGAGGAAUGCUGUGUGGGAAUUGAUGAAGCUGGACGUGGCCCUGUCCUAGGUCCUAUGGUUUAUGGUAUAGCAUACUGCCCUGUGUCAAGAAUUCCUGAUAUCGAAGCUCUUGGAGUAGGGGAUUCCAAGCAAUUGAAAGAGUCUGAUCGAGAUGAAAUUCUUGGGAAGAUGCAUGAAAAUUCAGAUUUUGUUGGAUAUUGUGUUACAGUCUUGUCAGCAAAUUACCUGUCAACAUCCAUGCUUGGACGGGAGAAUUACAACUUAAAUGCAAUAUCACAUGAUACAGCCAUAUCCCUUCUGAGGAAUAUAAUUGCUAAAGGAGUCAAGGUUAAAGAUGUUUAUGUGGACACAGUGGGGCCAGCAGAAAAGUACCAAGCCAAGUUGUCAGCUCUCUUUCCUACAUUGAAUAUCACAGUUGCAUCAAAGGCUGACGACAAAUAUCCCAUUUGUGGAGCUAGCAGUAUUUUUGCUAAGGUUUGCAGAGAUCGGUGUAUGAAAGAGUGGCAGUUUCCAGAGAAGGGUUAUGACAUUUCUGAUUCUGGAUGUGGCUAUCCGUCAGACCCAAAAACAAAGAAGUGGUUAAUGGAUAAUGUCGAUGAAGUUUUUGGAUUUCCUCAAUUUGUCCGAUUCAGUUGGUCUACUGCAGAAAAGAUAAUCGAAAAGCGCAGUGUACCUGUUUCUUGGGAUAACGAAGAGGAAGAGGAAGAAAAUAUCCCUAAAUUAAAUUCGUUCUUCAAGAGAGUCAAGAAACAAACCGAAAUUCCUCGACAUCGGUUUUAUCAUGAACAAGGGUUGACUUCUUCAACAGAAAUUUAAAUUAUGAUGUUGUUACUAUUAUUAAUUAUUGACUAUUGAGUACAAUUAUUUUAAUUUUUAUCAUUUUAAAAGUAAUAUGCUGUGUUAGAGUUUUGUCGCAAUAUGCUACAGCAACG
Molecule: messenger RNA, 1017 nt
Organism: Bolinopsis microptera
Lineage: Eukaryota; Metazoa; Ctenophora; Tentaculata; Lobata; Bolinopsidae
Product: ribonuclease H2 subunit A-like
Exons: 6
Coding region: 8-901 (297 amino acids)
Biological process (GO): DNA replication, removal of RNA primer; mismatch repair
Cellular component (GO): ribonuclease H2 complex
Molecular function (GO): RNA binding; RNA-DNA hybrid ribonuclease activity
Source: RefSeq, a predicted model, not a curated record